CCAUCAGUUCAUAAUUGAUUUUACGUAUAAAUUCAAACGAACGUACUUUUGUGCAAUUCAAUUGGAAAAAAAAGACGAGAUAUAGAAACUUUGUGCUACUAAAGUGGUCAUCUGUUUGUGUGGUAUCACUGUUAAAACGUACAUAAUAAAAUGGUGAAAGAUGGGUGUUAAUACUUGAAUGGAAAGGAGUUCAUAAAAUUGGAUCGUGUUGAUCAUCGGCGGAAUAUCAAUACUGGUGCGUUUUUCCGGGUGGCAUUGAACUAUUUACAUUAAGUGUGCAACACGUUCACCAAUGUUGAAAUGAGGCAGAAGCGCGGCAUGUAUGACGACUCGCGAAAACUAUACGAUAAACACAUGCAGUUCGCCCCGCACGGGCUCUGCAUUUUGUCGGAUUAAUGAUCAAUGGCUUUAUUUGAGAAACGAUAUACGAAUAAAGUGCUGCUAGAUGAUACAGAAAAGUUGACAAGCGUCAUUGAAAAUGCAAGAACAAUCGACGGACACACGGAAUAUGUGAUUAGAACACAAAGAGGUCCACUUCCAGAAAAAUCUUGGAGAGUUAGCAGACGCUAUAAUGACUUCAUUCAGCUCAAUGCAGCUUUAUCAAUAUCAGGCAUUGAUCUGGCACUUCCUCCAAAGAAAAUUAUUCGUAAUAUGGAACCAGACUUCAUAGCUCAGCGUCAAAUAGCCCUACAGAAUUAUCUAAACAAUAUACUAAUGAAUCCUAUAUUGGCAUCGUCACUUCCUAUGAAAAAAUUCUUAGACCCAGAUAAUUACACAGCACCAUUACAUGAAAUAGCAUUGCAACAGGUGUCACUAGCUUUACGCAGCGAUGCGAAUUUCGAAGUUUGUAAAGCUAUUCCCGAUAUGGGAUGGCGGUUAAGAAAGCAUUAUUACACCGUUAAAAAUCGGCAAAAUCCCAAGCAAGAAUUACUGCUUGCAUGGGUAGAAUUUGGUCCAGACAAACAUUUGCAGGACAAAGAUAUGCAAGGUGUUUUUAAAAGUUUAGGAACAUUAAAACACAAUUACAUAGAACCGCCCGUUUUUCAACAUGUGACGGAAAACGGAGCUUUAAUGAUAAGAAAUUUUUAUCCAUCGGGUACAUUGCGUGAUACCUUAUGUGUAACUAAACCUAAACAACCGUUUAUAAAGAAAUAUGGAAACCCAAAACAAACCAAAUCGUUAACAGUGCCUGAAAUUGCUAUGUAUGGUUACCAAAUUUUAGAGGCUUUAGGAUUUCUUCACGAGAAAGGCCUACCAUAUGGACAUUUACAUACGGGAAACAUUCUUUUGAUUCAGAGGUGUGCAAAAUUGUUAGAUAUUGAAAAUGGUCUUCUAGGUUUACCAGCAUUUUAUCGGCCUUACGUUGUACAAAGACGAAAACUUCACGCUACGACUCAAGUGGACAUUUAUUCUUUUGGACAUGUGUUAUAUGAAAUGGCAUUUGGGAGGCCGCUGUUGGAAGCAACAUGUUCGGAUUUACCAUAUUGCGAAGCAAGUCUAAAAAGUUUACUCGAGGUGAUAUUAUCACCUGAGGCUUUAAAACAAGAUCUACCAACAAUAUCACAUUUAUUGGAACAUCCAUUCUUUGAGUCAGCAAGGCAUGCUGCAUUGGCUGUUGGUUCCAUGGAAAGACCACACUUCAAAUUAAGCAGUCAUUUAAAGGAAGCCUUGCAUGAAGCAGUGAACAAAGCAGAACAAAGAUUAAAAGACGAACAAAAAGUAGCCAGACAUCAGAAGAGGCUUGUCAAAGUUCAAGAAAUGAUGAGUUCAGAGGAAGAGAUGAAGAAACGAAAACAAAAACUGAAAAAGGAACAAAAAUUAGCACAAGAACAACGUUCCGCGAAUCAAUUAAGCGCAAAUGGAAUGAAGCACGCAAAUGGCAAGAGCCCUGAACGUUCAGACAGUCCUACAAGUACAUCUACGGCGACCAGUGUUGGAACCUUGACACCACCAUCGCUCCGUUCUGUUGAUGUGCCGCAAGGUGAUGGAGUUCCUGCUAAGAGUGUUGUACCACCACCUCCGCCACAAAUGCCACCACCUGUUGAUGUCUCAAACAGUGUCCCGAAAUUGACCAACGAACAAUCUGCUCUGCUUGGGAGUAUUUGUAACUUCAAUAAAACUAGUCUUCGUAAAGUUGCUAAUGGUAAAUACCAUUGAGACGAUAGGGUUAGAUUGAUUUGAGAGAGAAAAGUGUUGAACGAUCCCGUUGAUUUAGAAAAAGAAACGUGUGACUGCGAUCUAUACCAAAAGGCUAACUAUUUUUUUCAUAGAAUAAAUGUGAUGGUGUUUAUAAAUUUCUUUUUUCGAU
Messenger RNA from Habropoda laboriosa, 2308 nucleotides. RefSeq names its product PX domain-containing protein kinase-like protein. Gene Ontology annotation, biological process: endosome to lysosome transport; protein phosphorylation; early endosome to late endosome transport. Gene Ontology annotation, molecular function: protein kinase activity; phosphatidylinositol binding; ATP binding. The coding region runs from base 403 to 2157 and encodes 584 amino acids. The record is from RefSeq and is a predicted model, not a curated record. NCBI's taxonomy places the organism in Eukaryota, Metazoa, Arthropoda, Insecta, Hymenoptera, Apidae. The transcript has 8 exons. Gene Ontology annotation, cellular component: extrinsic component of endosome membrane; late endosome; early endosome.